Molecule: messenger RNA, 3258 nt
Organism: Mya arenaria
Lineage: Eukaryota; Metazoa; Mollusca; Bivalvia; Myida; Myidae
Product: cGMP-dependent protein kinase 1-like
Exons: 17
Coding region: 569-2629 (686 amino acids)
Biological process (GO): protein phosphorylation
Molecular function (GO): cGMP-dependent protein kinase activity; ATP binding
Source: RefSeq, a predicted model, not a curated record
AUUGCGAUGGACGAGAUACAUAUGGACUUUUACACGGUUAUACAUUCGUGGAAUUUUUAAAAUGUGUGUUUGCUCUGAUAUGUCUUCAUAUUUUAUAACUACUAUCAUUUUUUUCAAUUUAUAACCAUGUUACAAACAUUCGAUAAACUCAGUACAGAGUAGUGAUAUUUUAACAGAGAAAACGGAUUGUACUACUCACCUGGAUUACGAAGAGUGAUAAUAACUUACUGUGAUAACGAAACAAUACAUUACAUGUAACAAUGUGCUUACCGGGAUUAGUAUUAUAUGACACAAUACCAUGGCAUGGGUGCGAUGUAGUUCCAUUGUAAGCGCCUGAUAGUCGAACCCUUUGAGAGGAGCGCAAUAUUUCGCUAAUAAUCCUACAUUUCCUUGAAACUGACCAUUUUGUUCUUCAAACCAUGCAACUUUUACAGGUGGUUAAAGUCAUAAGUUGGGAAUGAAAGAGCAUUCAACAUUCAGACUAAAAAAAUAGCAAUUAGCUAUUGUCGGAUUAAUUCGAUUGCAUCGGCAUUACCGUUUUUGCCACUUGUGCAUCUAGAGUGCGAAUAUGUGCACGUUACGUGAUCUGCAGGUGGCGUUGGCGGAGAAGAUGGAGGAGGUCCGCCAACGUGACGCACUCAUUGACGAGCUGGAGUGGGAACUGGACGAGAAGGAGGAGCUGAUCGCCUCCCUACGAAACCAGCUCGACAAGUACCGCACCGCCAUGAAGGUCUCUAUGACCGCCGCGGCUGCCCGCACAGCCGCUGCCGCUGAAAAGCUGCCGCACCGCCAUAACCGGACCGCUAUAUCGGCUGAGUCGUCCAUGACCCUCACUCAUCGCGACUAUCGAACACUUAAACGACAUAGGAAACCGUUGGCUUCCAAAGAGCUAAUAAAGCGGGCGAUCCUGGACAACGACUUUAUGAAAAACCUUGAGCUGAGUCAGAUCCAUGAUAUUGUGGAUUGCAUGCACCCCGUCGACUUCUCCAAGGGUAGCGUCAUCAUCAAGGAGGGCGAUGUGGGGUCCCUUGUCUACGUUAUGGAAGAGGGAAAGGUGGAGGUGACGAAGGCGAACGUUAAGCUGUGCACUAUGAGCCCAGAGAAAGUGUUCGGUGAGCUCGCUAUCCUCUACAACUGUACCAGGACAGCCAGUAUAAAAGCAUUAACGGCGUGUAAGCUGUGGGCAAUAGAUCGACCAUCCUUUCAAAGUAUUAUGAUGAGAUCUGGUCUUCUACGUCAGAUCGAACAUAAAGAAUUCCUUAAAAGUGUUCCGUCCUUCAAGAACCUGCCGGAGGAAACGGUCAGCAAAAUUGCGGACGUCCUAGAGGAGACUCACUACAACCAGGGUGAGUGCAUCAUCCGACAGGGGGCGCGAGGAGACACAUUUUACAUUAUCUCCAAAGGGAAGGUAUGCGUGAAGGUGACGAAGCGGACGUCGAAGGGGACUGAUGACCAAAGCAUGCGCUAUCUCCAGCGAGGAGACUUCUUCGGGGAAAAGGCGCUACAGGGGGAGGAUAUCCGGACGGCGAACGUGAUAGCAGACGAUCCGGAGGGUGUGGAUUGUCUCGUGCUUGACAGAGAGUCUUACUCACAACUUAUCAGCAAUCUUGAUGAUUUCCAAAGAGCAUAUGAAGACGAGGAAAUUGUAAAUAACGUUGACGCGGAGUUUGCCAAGCUCAAGCUCGGAGAUCUCAGUAUUGUCACCACGCUUGGCGUCGGCGGCUUCGGCAGGGUAGAACUGGUCCAGAUCAACAACGACGCUAGUCGGACGUUCGCGUUGAAGAUAAUGCGGAAACACCACAUAGUGGAGACGCGGCAACAGGAGCAUAUCAUGAACGAGAAGAAAAUCAUGGCGGAGUCACGCACGGACUUUAUCGUCAGAUUACACCGGACAUUUAAGGACCGGAAGUACCUGUACAUGAUGAUGGAGGUGUGUCUGGGAGGCGAACUCUGGACCGUCCUGAGGGACAAGGGUUCGUUUGACGACAAUACCACACGGUUCUACACAGGGUGCGUGCUGGAGGCGUUCACGUACUUGCACAGUAAGGGCGUUGUCUACAGGGACCUCAAGCCAGAAAACCUGCUCUUAGACGGACAUGGCUACUGUAAACUGGUUGACUUCGGUUUUGCAAAGAAAGUUGGUCUUGGUCGGAAGACGUGGACGUUUUGCGGGACGCCGGAGUACGUAGCACCGGAAGUGAUCCUUAAUAAGGGCCACGACAUCACCGCGGACUAUUGGUCACUCGGAAUACUCAUGUUUGAGCUCCUCACGGGCAGUCCGCCCUUUUCCGGCCAAGACCCUAUGAAGACCUACAAUAUCAUUCUGAAAGGCAUCGAUACCAUAGAAUUCCCGCGGAAAAUCACGAAAAAUGCCACAAACCUCAUCAAGAAACUAUGCAGGGAUACCCCGACGGAUCGUCUAGGGUUUGGGCGUGGCGGUAUUCGGGAGAUCCAAAAGCACAAGUGGUUCGAGGGCUACAACUGGGAGGGCCUCCGAAAACACACUCUCACCGCACCCAUACAGCCGAAGAUCAAAAACAUGGUGGACACAACUAAUUUUGAUGACUACCCGGAUGAUGAGGAGACUCCGCCUCCCGAUGACCUCACUGGCUGGGACAGAGACUUCUGAUCACGUGACUGACAAACAAGAGACACAACUCUGUAGGGCUUUGGGAUUUAAAAUCCCGUAAUGUGAUGCUGUGCGAAUUGUGCAAAUUGUUGAACUCAGCGUGAUGAGAAUGACCUCAAAGAACACUGCAUUUUGACUGAACAGUACCAACUGUGGAAGCUAUUUAGUUUAAAAUUGGAAGAGUUAUAAAAGUGGUUCAAGUAAAGAAUUUAUCGUUCUGUAACAGUUAGGCAUUUCAUCGUGUGUUAUAAAAUUGAUGAGUAGUUCAAAGUUUACCUCGGUGGAAAAUGUAAACAGAAAUUGUAAUUGAAUAUGUAAUAGUAUGCAUACAUUUUCAUCGGCAUACUUUAAACCAGAUAUUGAUUAAUGUAACGUAAUCCUUGGUAUUGUUUGGUGUCUUGAAGAGUUAGUGUCAGGAACAGCUGGCAUCUAGAGCACUUCAUAUUGCCGAGACUAUGCAUUCAUAUGUAUUCGUUUUUAUUGGGUCUGAUUUAUAUGCUAGUAUAAACGAUGUUCUCUCUAGCAUCGGAUGUUAUUGUUAUGAAAACAUUUUGUACAUGUAUUGUUAGUGUUAUAAUUGUGAUAAAACUUAUUAUUGACGGUUUUUAAAAUAAUAAAAAAGGAAAAAA